Dictyostelium purpureum is the source of this 1620-nucleotide messenger RNA. RefSeq lists its product as uncharacterized. Gene Ontology annotation, cellular component: mitochondrial inner membrane. The coding region runs from base 1 to 1620 and encodes 539 amino acids. Gene Ontology annotation, biological process: heme biosynthetic process. NCBI's taxonomy places the organism in Eukaryota, Evosea, Eumycetozoa, Dictyosteliales, Dictyosteliaceae. The record is from RefSeq and is a predicted model, not a curated record. Gene Ontology annotation, molecular function: protoporphyrinogen oxidase activity, oxygen as acceptor. The transcript has a single exon.
AUGUUAAAAAAAAUAAAUAAUGUUGGUAUUAUUGGUGGAGGUGUGUCAGGUUUAUCAAGCUAUUAUUAUUUAAGAAAUGGUUUAUAUUUAUCAGACAAUCCAAAUAGAGAAAUAAAAAUAAAUAUUUAUGAAAAAUCCAAUAAACUAGGAGGUAAUAUCCAAACCAAUAUAUUCAAUAGCAAUAAUAAUAAUAAUAAUAAAACCAAUAAUGACACAAGCAAUAAUAAUAUUGUUGUUGAAAAGGGUCCAAGAUCAUUAAGAGCUGCAGGUAAAGGUUUAAAUACACUAGAGUUGGUCAAACGUUUAGGUAUAUCAAACGAUAUUAUAUUCAGCAGUAAAAAAAGUAAUGGUAAAUUUUUAUUAAUUGAUGGAAAGGUUCAAGAGGUACCAAUGGGAUCAUUGUUCAAGAUAGCACUAUUCUCGUUAAAAUAUGGUCUUAUUAGUGCAAUUUUAAAAGAGCCAUUCCAAAAGAUACCAAAAGCAGUUAAAGAAAGAGAUCCAAAUUAUGAUGAGUCGAUAUUUGAUUUCUUUUCAAGAAGAUUGGGAAAAAGUGUUACACAGAGAUUUAUAGAGCCAUUUUGUUUAGGUAUUUAUGCUGGUGACUUUAAGAAGCUUUCAAUUAAAUCAUGUUUCCCAGCAGUUUGCAAAGUUGAGCCAUUCAAUGGUCUUAUCCUUGGUAACAUUUUCACAUCAGCUGAAGAAAAAGCAAAAUACGAAACUGCAAAAGAAAAGUUUGAAAAAUCAUUGAUCCCAACAAAACUUUCGCUCAAAGAGGUCCUCGAUAAAGAUAUCGAUAAAACUGGUGUUUUUUCGUUCAAGGAGAAUGGUUUAUCGCAAUUAAUUCAAAAGUUUAGAAAAAAUAUUGAAAGUGAUGGUCGUACCAAACUACACUUCUCUAGUACUAUUAAGGAAAUUUCAAAGACCAAUAGCGGUGCCAUCAAAAUUAUAGAUGAAUCUGGUGCAGCCCAAGAAUUUGAUAGAUUAAUUACUACAAUUCCAUUUGUCGAACUUGCACCAAUGUUUAAAGAAUCUGACCCCACUCUUUCAAAACUUUUAGAGGCCAUGAAUUAUUCCUCAAUUGCAGUUGUUAAUUUUAUUUAUAAAUCAAAUGAAAAAGUUUCAAAUAAAAUUCAAGAUAAAGGUUUUGGUUAUUUAAUAUCAUCAAAAGAAAAUAACCCUGUUAUUGGUGUUUGUUUUGACUCAAAUACUUUUCCAGAAUUUGUAAAUAACAAUAAUAACAAUAGUACUGCAAAUGAAUCAAUUAUCACUAUAAUGAUUGGCGGUAAUAAAGGAAUCUCUGAAAGAAACGAUAAAUGGGUAGAUGUCACCAAAUCAACAUCUGAAGAGUUAAUCAAUAUAGCAUCAAAACAUUUAGAUAAAUAUUUAGAUAUAGAAAGUAAACCAGACUUUACAAAUGUUCAAAUCUACAAUAAUGGUAUACCUCAUUACGAAGUUGGUCAUCAAAAAUUAAUAGACGAAAUUAAUAAGCACAUAUACUCUAAUUAUUCAAAUACUCUUCUUUUAGGUGGAAAUUCAUUAGAAGGUGUCGGUAUCAAUGAUGCAAUUUUUAAAUCAAAAACCUUAAUUCAUUCAUUAGGUUUAUAUAAAAAAGUUAAAUAA